GAUGCACACCUACUUGAGACUUUUUAUGGGACUGUUUUAACAACUGAUCUCCAUCCUUUGUGUGUCUGAGUGUGAAUGAACGAAUCCAUCCUCGCCGUCUCACGCUCGGGAUUGUGUAAUAAACAGGAUGACUUCUCAACAGCCCAGGCCCUUCGUCAUGUCACACCACUCCAGCCAGUGGAGCUCUGAAAUCUGUGACUGCUGUCAGGAUGUACCAGAGUGUUGCUUUGCGUUUUGGUGCUUCCCCUGUUUUGCCUGUUCGACGGCUCGUAAGCAUGGCGAGUGUCUGUGUCUGCCUCUGCUCGACGGAUUUGGAUGCAUUCCACCAAUAACAAUGGCCAUGAGAGUAUCAGUGCGCAAUCGCUAUGGAAUCCAGGGUACUAUCUGUAAUGAUUGUGCUUAUUCCACCUUCUGUGGCAUCUGCGUCUGGUGUCAGAUGUCCAGAGAAAUGAAUGUCCGUGACAACAACAUCACUCUUGUCCACACUCGAGGAAAAUAA
Molecule: messenger RNA, 499 nt
Organism: Carassius auratus (goldfish)
Lineage: Eukaryota; Metazoa; Chordata; Actinopteri; Cypriniformes; Cyprinidae
Product: cornifelin homolog B-like
Exons: 4
Coding region: 128-499 (123 amino acids)
Source: RefSeq, a predicted model, not a curated record